This is a messenger RNA of Spizellomyces punctatus DAOM BR117, 753 nucleotides long. RefSeq lists its product as uncharacterized. The record is from RefSeq and is a predicted model, not a curated record. The transcript has a single exon. Lineage: Eukaryota; Fungi; Chytridiomycota; Chytridiomycetes; Spizellomycetales; Spizellomycetaceae. Bases 1 to 753 code for a protein of 250 amino acids.
AUGCCGCCAAAGAAAAAGCAAAAGCUUGAAAAACUCGACAAACCCACCUUACAUACCUGCAACAAGACUUCCUUUGCAAAAGCUUUCCUGCCAAACUAUCGCCAACAGCUUCUAGAUUACAUCGCCAUCAUCCAUCAACUCGCCAACCACGCUUCCCAUGCUCUCAAAUUCUACAUCCUAUCUGCACCAACCUUCACCAUGAACGAGGAGACCAUCGAAGCGAUUCUCUAUCUUCUCAACAAGGGGGAGGCUUGGCAUCCAAGAAAGGAAGCAAAGAAGGCAUGGCGGGAUUGUUUGCUGCCAUAUGUUCAACGGUACUGCCAAAUCGUCAGCUUCGUUCACCCAAAUCUACGAGGCGAGCAGCAAUCAGUCAAUUACCUGACAGCGAGUAUGAUGACGAACCUGAAAGUCAACGUUCAAGAGCAUUUCAUGCAGAUGCUCCUUCGGUACAUUAAUCUGCGGCUCGACGUGAAGGGACAGAAGCAGCGACUGCCACCAAAAAGCAAUGCGCGAAAGGCUUUCUUUACUCGGCUACGCUACUUGAAGUCAGUUUUCCUUUUUGAUGUGGUGCCCGAGUUGGAGUUCCUGGAUGACUUGACACCAUUGGAGAGCGAGGUUCUUGAAGAGAUUUGGUCAUUGGAUCUCCCAUUCCUUCCUAACGAUCCCCUUGCCUACACCAUUGUUGCUGAUCCAAUGUCAUUUUUUCCCGCGUACUGCAAACUCUCUGGGCUGUAUGAACAAUAUGGCUUCUGA